GUGUGUGUUAUCAGUGGGCAGAAGAUCCAGAGCUCAGUGGAGAGGAAUGCUCAGAAUAUGGCGGGAGAGAAAGCUGUCUCUGUUGGAGGAUGCAGUGCGGAGCUGAGCAAGUUCCAGGGAGAAAUGAGAGUCAAAGAAUCCAGUGUUGACAGUCUGCCAAUGGAUGUGUGGGAUUCCUCCAGUCUCAGUCUUCUCAAAGACAAGAGCGAGGGGCAAGAGUUCUCGACGAAGUUUGACAAGGCCUGGGCCACUCUCAAGGACCACUCUGAUUGUCUCGGAAUUGAAGUCAGCGAGAGGGUCAACCUCUCCAACAUGCUGGCCUCCUGCCUCGUACAGCAGGCAAGGCAACUGGAGAAGGUCCACAAAGACCUCAAGCUUCAAGUUAAGGCCCUCCUUAUUGCUGUGACUGUGACUGUACUCCAGGUGUACAAGACCCUAAUGGCACAGCUGAACGGCUGUCGCCAGAAACUGACUGCCAGACAGAAAGACUUGGAGCGAGCCCAGCAGACUGCCACCUCUGACCCCACGUGCAAGGAAGAUCUGACGGAGGUUGGCGACAUGGAAAUCGACAGUGACGAGGACGCUAUGGACACAGUGGCACCUCCUCUUCCCUCAGCCCCUCUCGCCCCGACUCCUCCCCAGUUGUUUACUCCUCCAGGCUCUGUAACUACGGGAGUUGUUCUGCCUUCCUCCGCCCCCAUCCCUGCUUCCUCUGUGUUUCAGCCGACUAACUCUGCCCCUCCCCUCUUCAGCUCCCCGCCCAUUGUCACCCCCGCCCCUGCACUAAUGAACACCGGCAAUGCUCUGAUUGGACAGGGGAUGAUGGUCAACAUUCAGCCAAUUGACGUUCCAUUUUCCCAGCCUUAUCUGAUGGAAUUCUCACCUGCCAUGUCACGACCUCCGCAGCGUUUCUCACGACCUUGUUUCUCCCUCCAUCCGGUCUACACAUGUCACCACGGCAACAGGGAAUCUUGGAGACCCCUCCCACUGUGA
Geodia barretti is the source of this 993-nucleotide messenger RNA. NCBI's taxonomy places the organism in Eukaryota, Metazoa, Porifera, Demospongiae, Tetractinellida, Geodiidae. The record is from the annotation of a GenBank genome assembly.